AUGUCCAGUGGGAGCGCAUCGUUCACUGAUACGGCGAUACACGGCAAGCUGGAACCACCGAGAUCGCUGCACGGUGUCGAGGAUGCCGAGGUCAUUUGGGACACGAUCACGCGGCGAUUUCCGAAUGCGGCACCGCUUCUCUGCGAGAUGGAAACAGUGAUCGAACGAGCGGAGGAUCUGCUGCAGCAGCUUAGAACGCCUUGCACUCAGGGAAAUGACACGUCCAGCUCGUUUCACACACCGGAUUCCCGGGAAUCUAACGCGACGAUUUCGAUGGUGUCCGACAUAGAAUCGUUUGCCGAAGAAACAAAUAUUUCAGAACAUUGUGAAGUCACCGAGAAUGUUGAAAUGCAAUUGAAAGUGCAGAAUAUUCACGAAAAGCAAGUGGAUUUAGAGUCUCAACAUUGUAAUGAACAAUCUAUUCAGUGCGAAAAGAAACACCCCUAUCAGGAACAUAAUUUGAAUUCACCUUUAAGAGUCGACGAGAUUGUUGAACAUUUCAAAACAAACUCGAUAAAUAAAUGUCACAAUUUCGAAGAGGAAUUAAAUACUAAUAUAAAGGAUAACAUUGACGAAGCAAUCAAUAUGAGUUCGGAGGAAAGAUUAAUGAAAGCAGUGGGUGAAGUAAAUAGUUUGGAAGGAUGGACAAACAUAACUAAUAAUGCACUGUGUAAAUAUCAUGAUGAGAUAGAAAGUAUAAAAUUUAUUUCACUUUUAAUUAUUUUGGAUAAUGUGCCAGCAAUGUCGUGUGCCGCGACCAAAGAUCUGGCCAAAAAUGAAUGGGCAGCAAAAAUAUUGUGGAUGAUAGCCGUGCGUCAGAUGGAUGGCUCGAAAUCUGUUGGUGGAUUAUUAGAUUUCUCGAGGGAAGAGAUGUUAGAGAUAAUAGAACUUAAAGGCGAAUUGAAGAACGCGUCGCAAAAACUCUACAAAUUUUGUCUCGAGAAAGGAGAAUCUAUUCCGAAGUAUACUAUUGGCAAUACAACAACACAUCAAGGAUUUACAUACACAGCUCAAUGUGCGGCUUUAGAUCAUGUCGGAGUUGGACAAGGAUUAAGAAUAGAUAGCGCUAAAAUUGCUGCUGCUGAAAAUCUAUAUCAGAAAUAUAUUUGUGAGAACUGGUUAACAACGACGACGGUUGCACUGUGCACCCUCAAGAAAAGCGCAUUUUACGGAUUCGCCUGUCGGCGUCGGCUGGCAUCGGCGGUAUUCAAAUUCCGUGGCAGGACUGCAAGCGAAGGCACAUCGGGACGACGUGAUCGAGAGAACGUAGGACGCUGUUUUGCGUCGUCCAACCGCGAGUGUUUUCUAGAAAAUUGCCGCAUCGUCGAAGGCCCAAUGUCAGGGAUAGCGAUAGCCAGGCUCGCUGAGGAGCGUAAAGCAUGGAGGAAGGAUCAUCCGUUCGGAUUUGUAGCUAGACCAACAAAAAAUCCAGACGGUUCCCUUAACUUGAUGAGUUGGGAAUGUGCGAUACCUGGAAAGAAAUCUACUCCUUGGGAGGGUGGCCUGUACAAGUUACGUAUGAUUUUCAAAGAUGACUAUCCUUCAAGCCCACCAAAAUGUAAAUUUGAACCUCCUCUAUUCCAUCCAAACGUUUAUCCAUCAGGCACUGUGUGUUUGUCGCUUUUGGAUGAAGAGAAAGACUGGCGACCAGCUAUCACAAUUAAGCAAAUCCUCCUUGGUAUUCAGGAUUUAUUGAACGAGCCAAAUGUGAAAGAUCCAGCUCAAGCCGAAGCUUAUACAAUAUAUUGCCAAAAUCGUUUGGAAUAUGAAAAGCGUGUUAAAGCUCAAGCCAGAGCAAUGGCUCCACAGGAAUAAGUCACAAGAAUUGUCGACUCGACAUAUUUAAAAUAUGUGAGAAAGAUAUUGUAUGUGGAUAACACAUCAUAAACUGAUUCAUAGCUCUUUAUAAUUAAUCUUUUUUACGAGUAAUUAAUAUAUGUUGUAACUAGUUAAGUAGUUCAUGGUCUUAAUGUUUAUUUAUCGAAUAUUGUCUUUAUUCAAUGUGUAUAUUUUUCAAAAUUUCAAAAUGUAGUGUAUACUAAUAUACGAAAAUCACAUAUAAAUCACAUAUAAAUUCUUUCGCACAUAAAUAAUUCUUAUUAAUAUUAAGAACUAUGUUAUAAGAUAUGUAUACUUUAAGGCAGAAUUAUUUUUUGAUCAGCCCUUUAAUUUUUAAGUCUUACAAAUAAUUACUGAUGUUAUUUUUAAAACAGUGAUAUGAGAGAAAUUAAAAAAUAGCUGCUAUUAAAUAAAUAUCUAUCGUAUCAA
Molecule: messenger RNA, 2268 nt
Organism: Atta colombica
Lineage: Eukaryota; Metazoa; Arthropoda; Insecta; Hymenoptera; Formicidae
Gene: lwr
Exons: 11
Coding region: 1-1815 (604 amino acids)
Biological process (GO): protein sumoylation
Cellular component (GO): nucleus
Molecular function (GO): SUMO conjugating enzyme activity
Source: RefSeq, a predicted model, not a curated record